Messenger RNA from Pteronotus mesoamericanus, 1686 nucleotides. RefSeq names its product protein SCO1 homolog, mitochondrial (gene SCO1). The coding region runs from base 11 to 928 and encodes 305 amino acids. The record is from RefSeq and is a predicted model, not a curated record. Gene Ontology annotation, biological process: mitochondrial respiratory chain complex IV assembly. The transcript is spliced from 6 exons. NCBI's taxonomy places the organism in Eukaryota, Metazoa, Chordata, Mammalia, Chiroptera, Mormoopidae.
CCCUAAGCUAAUGGCGGGUCUGUUACCGGUAUUGGGCCGGAUCCUGAGGAUUCCGGGUGGUCAGCUUUGGCUUCACUUGCCUCGCGGUUUCGGGGUUUGGGGCCAAGCAGCUGGGACCGAGAGGGUCUUAGUGAGGCAACUCUGCGCGCAGCGAGAGAACCGGUGGCGGGCCUCAGGGCUCGUAGGCAGCUUCCUGGGAUGCCGGCUGCUGGGCACCGCCAUGCCGCCACCCCCGGGGACAUCAGGACCCGAAGGGAAAGGCCGCGGAGACCCCACGCGCCCCUCGCAGCCCGGGCCUGUUUCCUGGAAGUCUUUAGCAGUCACAUUUGCUAUCGGAGGAGCGUUACUGGCAGGGAUGAAGUACUUCAAGAAAAAGAAGAUGGAGAAGCUGGAGAAGGAACGGCAGCGAAGCAUCGGAAAGCCUCUGCUUGGGGGACCGUUUUCCCUCACAACUCAUACCGGAGAGCCAAAAACCGACAAGGACUACCUGGGUCAGUGGGUGCUGAUUUAUUUUGGUUUCACUCAUUGCCCUGAUAUUUGUCCAGAAGAACUAGAAAAAAUGAUUCAAGUCGUGGAUGAAAUAGAUAAUAUUCCAACUCUGCCAAAUUUAACUCCACUUUUCAUCACUAUUGACCCAGAAAGGGACACAAAAGAAGCCAUCGCAAGUUAUGUGAAAGAAUUUUCUCCCAAACUGAUUGGCUUGACUGGCACAAAAGAAGAGAUCGACCGCGUGGCCAGAGCUUACCGCGUGUAUUACAGCCCGGGCCCCAAGGACGAAGACGAGGACUACAUAGUGGAUCAUACCAUCAUAAUGUACUUGAUUGGACCAGAUGGUGGAUUUCUAGAUUAUUUUGGCCAGAACAAGAAGAAUGCAGAAAUAGCGGGUUCAAUUGCUGCGCACAUGAGGGAACACAGGAAAAAGAGCUAGCCAGGGCAGCGUUGCCAGGGCAGUGUUCUCCUGCUAAAGAGGAAGGAAGCUUUGUCUCCCUCAGGAGAAAACGUAUAUGUACAUUUAUAUAUGCAACCUACAGAAUGGCCUUAAUACCAUGAGAACAUCUGCGUUUUGGAUAGGGCACGCUACCCUUGGGAUCCGCCAGCAUCAGCGCUUGGAACUGUAAUGAUUACAACCAGAAGUCUCCCAAAUAGCCAUCGUGAGACCAGAGGACCAAGUUAACAUGAAGCCAGUGGCAUGGGCCUCGGGGAAGACACUCCGAGGGGGCGCAGCCUGUGUGCUCCUGCGCGUGAGCGGGCCCUUGGCCAGCGUCGCUGCCUCGCCAGUGUCAUGGCCCCUUGCUCAUCAAGCUGUGGGCCUGGGUUUCCAGGAGGACUGUCAUUUCCCCAGCUGUGCUGCUUCCCCUUCGAGCACUGGUGGCUGAUGCGUUAGGCUCCUGCUGUUCAGUUAAGCUCUGUGCUUGAACACCGAGUGUGGGCGUCCUUAAGGAAUAUCACCGUCGGGCUUGUGCUGGGGUUUCCUCUCAGCAGGUGCUGAUUUGACCGAUGAAGAGGGAAUCUGCUGUUUGGGGAAACCAUCAGAUUAAUUUCUGUAGGAAUCUUUCAUGUGAUGUUUGGCCAAAGGAUGUGUUAGGUUUUUAAUGACAUAUCAAAUGGGAACAAGGGAACCUUGAUCAUUAGUGUAAUGCAGAGUACUUGUCUGUCUAUACUGGAUUGCACUGUGUGAAAAAUAAA